CAAAAUAUCACACAUACUGUAAAAUGACACCGUUUAAAGCUGUCUUCAAUUUCACACAUACACUACUUGGGUUUCAUCAUCCUUUUAUAAAAUCUCUAUUUCCUUCGACACAAUUUACGUCUCUCUUUCUUUCUCAUAUCUUAUUCUUCAUCAAGCUCUAUAUUCUCUCUCGGAGCUUUUACUCAGGUGAAAAAGAAGAAGAUGAACCAUUGCAACAUUCAGACGAACGCCUUCAUGUCUCGCGAGGAUCUUGUCGUUUGUCCUAAGCCUCGCCGUGUUGGCUUACUCUCCAACAACAUCAUUCGCCCCCUCAGAUUUCAAAUGAGUCAAACCGCUACUGAUUUGUGUGAUUCUAAAGCUGGUGCUGAGCUUCUCGACAUUAUUCGUAGAAAGGAGGAGGAUAAUGGAACAAUAGGGCAGUUACUAUCAUCAUCCCCACCACCCUAUUUUCCCGGUUCACCUCCAAGUAUAGCAGUUAACCCAUUAGCUCAAGAUGCUCGCUUUCGAGAUGAGAAACUCACUCCAGUCUCACCCAACUCUCCUUUCCUUCACCCCAAUUCAUCAUCAACCAGUUUUCCAUCUCCAUCCUCAUCUCGGGGAUGCCGCAGAAUGAAGUUUGGACUCGCACCACCUGCAGUUAGAGUAGAAGGGUUCGAUUGCUUGAGCCGUGAACGCCAAAACUCCAGCAUCCCUGCCAUGGCUUAGUUGACCAAAGAGAGAAAACAAACAAGUGUACAUAGAGGAGGGACGAGAAAGACAUCAGUUACCGUUACCUAACUUGUUAAUUGUUAUUCAGGUUAGUACUUUGUAUACAAGUAUAUGUAGUACGUAUUGGUUCGGGCGAAUCUUUAUUAUCGUUAAUUAAGAGGAGGAAGAUUAGAAGAAUGUAUAAAGUUUUGUUGGCCAAUAACUCUUGUUCGGUUGUAAUUUAUAUAAGAGAUAAUCGAUUUAGAUUAUCUUCUUUCUGAGAGAACAUCAUCAUUGUAUUUUGUGUAUAGUAAUGUCUCUGUUAACUUGAUGGUGGGUUUAAGUUCUCUCACAAUGCCUUUGUAUAUGUAUGUACUUUAGUGAUUCAACAAAUCUGUAUGUUAAUGCCUAAUCGUAUUGUUAUUGUU
Molecule: messenger RNA, 1115 nt
Organism: Brassica oleracea var. oleracea
Lineage: Eukaryota; Viridiplantae; Streptophyta; Magnoliopsida; Brassicales; Brassicaceae
Exons: 4
Coding region: 202-705 (167 amino acids)
Source: RefSeq, a predicted model, not a curated record